This is a messenger RNA of Columba livia (rock pigeon), 1787 nucleotides long. It is a transcript of the gene SHISA3, whose product is annotated as shisa family member 3. The coding region runs from base 95 to 832 and encodes 245 amino acids. Lineage: Eukaryota; Metazoa; Chordata; Aves; Columbiformes; Columbidae. The record is from RefSeq and is a predicted model, not a curated record. The transcript has 2 exons.
GGGAGGCUCCGCAUAGCGCCCGGGGCCGCCCCCUGCCUGCCCCAGCGGGGCGGACGGGCAGCGGGGCGGCGGAGGCGGCGGCGGCGGCGGGGCGAUGGCGGGGCGGCGGCAGGCGCUGCUGCUGCGCUGCCUCCUGCUGGGGCUGCUGGGCGGCGGCGGCGGGGGCCAGCCCGGCGGCGGCGAGUACUGCCACGGCUGGGUGGACGGGCAGGGCGGCUACCACGAGGGCUUCCAGUGCCCCGAGGGCUUCGACACGGCGGCCGCCACCAUCUGCUGCGGCUCCUGUGCGCUGCGCUACUGCUGCGCCGCCGCCGAGGCGCGCCUGGAGCAGGGCGGCUGCACCAACGACCGGGAGCCCCCGGACCCGGGAGUCACCGCCCAACCCAUCUACGUCCCAUUCCUCAUUGUUGGAUCAAUAUUUAUUGCCUUCAUUAUCGUGGGCUCUCUCGUAGCGGUUUAUUGUUGCACAUGUUUAAGACCUAAACAACCGUCGCAGCCAAUACGAUUUUCUCUGCGGAGCUAUCAGACCGAGACUCUUCCCAUGAUCCUGGCCUCGACGAGCUUCAGGACGCCAUCGAGGCAGUCAAGUACAGCAACAAGCUCCAGUUCGACUGGCGGCUCGGUUCGCAGGUUUUCCUUUCCCCGGGCAGAGCCAGGGUGCCUUGUGUCAUCGCCACCUCCGCCGUACACAUCAGGCUGCUUCCAGACAGCCCAUGCAGUCCACCUGACCCAGCCGUCAGGAUUUCUGGUGUCACCACCGUACUUCGGGUAUUCUCUCCAGCCAGAGCCUGCCCUGGCUGGGAAGAGCUGCUCUGAUUUUAGUCAGAGCUGAAAGGAGUUGUCAAGAAACAACGCAGCCUUGGGAAGUGCAGGGACUGCUGCUGCUGGGUGUCGCACUGACGUGCUCUGGGGUUGCAGGAGUCCGAACUGUUCCCGUAGGUGAGUUGCCCUUGAAAAGUGCAAGGUCUUGUUUGGGAUCUCAUUUCCCAAAAUUGGAUCACACAGAUGAAUUACAAAAUAUUUCAAACUUAGUUGCUCUAAAAACUGACUGAUCUGAUUGUUCAGUUUGUGCAGAACAGAUUCAGAGACAGGUAACAAAACUAUUGGGAUAAAGGUACUCAUUUCACAGCAUUAUACAUGAUAUUUUAACUCUAAACACUAUUAACUUGGUUAACAAACAGUGGCUGUGUUCCACUGAUAAUAAUCAGAUUAGUUCUAUAAAGCAGCAAUAAGCCUAAGAAGAGAGGAGUAAUUUUAACUAAGGGGAAGAGUUGGCGGAUCCUGAAAACAGCUGACUGUUUUCCCUUUACACAAGCAAUGAAAACCUGAGGACGAACUUUGCUAUAGAUAUCAAAAUACAUAAUUUUAAAAAAAUACACAUAAUAUACUUGAACUUACACUGCGUAUUUGUAUUAGUAAACUUUAACUAAGAUAGACAAAACUAGUACUAAUUAGGCUAGUUGAAAACAUGCAAAUCCCAAGCAGCCAAAUAAUUAUCUAUGAGAAACGCAGAAGGUAUUCAGUAAUACCACUAAUAACUUCUCCUCUUAAAAUUCUAAAAAUGAUGUUAUAUUAAAGCAUUUUUCAAAAAUAAGUAUUUAUUGUUGGCUUUUCGCUCAGCAGCGUGUGUAAGUUGGACAAACUGAUCAUAAAGUUGUAUUUGUAAAAUUAGCCGUGUAUAAAAUAUAAAGACAAGCUUGUAAUUUAAAAUGUAUUUACGGCAUUGACAACACUAAUUAUUUAGUAGUCACAUGCAUAAAAGUUAUCAAUAAAGUGUCUGGUUGAAA